AAGAAGAAGGCGGGAGAUGCAUGCACACCCCCGCGACCCGCUCCCUCUGGCUGGUCCCCGGGCGUGCGCCACUGACCAGGGGGGAAUGUGGUGAAGACGGCGAGGAGGAGAGCCGAGGGGGGAGGGGAGGGCCGGCCGGCGUGAACCCGGGCCCGAGGGUGCGAGAAGCCGGAGGAAGCUGGAGGGGGCGGCGGCGACAGCGGGGUCGGAGAAAGUUGCCCCCCGUGCAGAUGGGAACUGAGGUAAAAUGCACACUUGCUGCCCCCCAGUAACUUUGGAACAGGACCUUCACAGAAAAAUGCAUAGCUGGAUGCUGCAGACUCUAGCGUUUGCUGUAACAUCUCUCGUCCUCUCGUGUGCAGAAACCAUCGAUUAUUAUGGGGAAAUCUGUGACAAUGCAUGUCCUUGUGAGGAAAAGGACGGUAUUUUAACUGUGAGCUGUGAAAACCGGGGGAUCAUCAGUCUCUCUGAAAUUAGCCCUCCCCGCUUCCCAAUCUACCACCUCUUACUGUCUGGAAACCUUCUGAACCGUCUCUAUCCCAAUGAGUUUGUCAAUUAUACUGGGGCUUCGAUUUUGCAUCUGGGUAGUAAUGUUAUCCAGGACAUUGAGACCGGGGCUUUCCACGGGCUGCGGGGUUUGAGGAGAUUGCAUCUGAACAACAAUAAACUGGAACUUCUGCGCGAUGAUACCUUCCUUGGCUUGGAAAACUUGGAGUACUUACAGGUCGAUUACAAUUACAUCAGCGUCAUCGAACCCAAUGCUUUUGGGAGACUGCAUUUGCUGCAGGUGCUUAUCCUCAAUGACAAUCUCUUGUCCAGUUUACCCAACAAUCUUUUCCGUUUCGUGCCCUUAACGCACUUGGACCUCCGGGGGAACCGCCUGAAACUUCUGCCCUACGUGGGGCUGUUGCAGCACAUGGAUAAAGUGGUGGAACUACAGCUGGAGGAAAACCCCUGGAAUUGCUCCUGUGAGCUGAUCUCUCUCAAGGAUUGGCUGGACAGCAUCUCCUACUCUGCCCUGGUGGGGGAUGUGGUUUGUGAGACCCCCUUCCGCUUACACGGCAGGGACUUGGAUGAGGUCUCCAAGCAGGAGCUUUGCCCAAGGAAACUCAUUUCCGACUAUGAGAUGAGGCCGCAGACGCCUUUGAGCACCACGGGUUAUUUACACACCACCCCGGCCUCGGUGAAUUCCGUGGCCACUUCUUCCUCUGCUGUUUACAAACCCCCUCUGAAGCCCCCGAAGGGGACCCGCCAACCCAACAAGCCCAGGGUGCGCCCCACCUCUCGGCAACCCUCCAAGGACUUGGGCUACAGCAACUAUGGCCCCAGCAUCGCCUACCAGACCAAAUCCCCGGUGCCUUUGGAGUGCCCCACCGCGUGCACUUGCAACCUGCAGAUCUCUGAUCUGGGCCUCAAUGUCAACUGCCAGGAGCGAAAGAUCGAGAGCAUCGCGGAGCUGCAGCCCAAACCCUAUAAUCCCAAGAAGAUGUAUCUGACAGAGAACUACAUCGCUGUCGUGCGCAGGACAGACUUCCUGGAGGCCACGGGGCUGGACCUCCUGCACUUGGGGAACAACCGCAUCUCCAUGAUCCAGGACCGUGCUUUUGGGGAUCUCGCCAACCUGAGGCGCCUUUACCUGAAUGGCAACAGGAUCGAGAGGCUGAGCCCGGAGUUAUUCUACGGCCUGCAGAGCCUGCAGUAUCUCUUCCUCCAGUACAAUCUCAUACGGGAGAUUCAGUCCGGAACGUUCGACCCGGUCCCAAAUCUCCAGCUGCUAUUCUUGAAUAACAACCUACUGCAGGCCAUGCCCUCGGGCGUCUUCUCUGGCCUGACCCUCCUCAGGCUAAACCUGAGGAGUAACCACUUCACCUCCUUGCCGGUGAGUGGAGUUUUGGACCAGCUGACCUCACUUAUCCAAAUCGACCUGCACGACAACCCCUGGGAUUGUACCUGCGACGUGGUGGGCAUGAAGCUGUGGGUGGAGCAGCUCAAGGUGGGCGUCCUCGUCGACGAGGUGAUCUGCAAGGCGCCCAAGAAGUUCGCCGAGAGCGACAUGCGCUCCAUCAAGUCGGAGCUGCUGUGCCCGGACUACUCGGACGUGGUGGUGUCCACGCCCACCCCCUCCUCCAUCCAGCUCCCGGCCGGGACCAGCGCUGUGACUCCCGCCGUCCGGCUGAACAGCACCGGGGCCCCCGCGGGCUUGGGCGCGGGCGGGGGCGCGUCGUCGGUGCCCCUGUCGGUGCUGAUCCUCAGCCUGCUGCUGGUGUUCAUCAUGUCGGUCUUCGUGGCCGCCGGGCUCUUCGUGCUGGUCGUGAAGCGCAGGAAGAAGAGCCAGAGCGACCACACCAGCACCAACAACUCCGACGUGAGCUCCUUCAACAUGCAGUACAGCGUGUACGGCGGCGGCGGCGGCGGCGGCGCGGGCGGCCACCCGCAGCCCCCGCCGCCGCUGCCGCUGCAGCCCGGGGACGAGGAGAGGCGGGAAAACCACCACUUGCGGAGCCCCGCCUACAGCGUCAGCACCAUCGAGCCCCGGGAGGACCUGCUGUCGCCGGUGCAGGACGCCGACCGCUUUUACAGGGGCAUUUUAGAACCAGACAAACACUGCUCCCCCACCCCCGCCGGCAGCAGCCUCCCGGAAUACCCCAAAUUCCCGUGCAGCCCGGCUGCCUACACUUUCUCUCCCAACUAUGACCUGAGGCGCCCCCAUCAGUAUUUGCACCCGGGGGCCGGGGACAGCCGGCUGCGGGAACCGGUGCUCUACAGCCCCCCGAGUGCUGUCUUUGUAGAACCCAACAGGAACGAGUAUCUGGAGUUAAAAGCAAAACUAAACGUUGAGCCGGACUACCUCGAAGUACUGGAAAAACAGACCACAUUUAGCCAGUUCUAAAAGCAGAGAAACUCCCCGGGAGCUUUUGCGUUUAAAACAAACGCGCAAGCGGACACACGGUGAACGCAUUUGAUUAAUGGUGUCGUUUCAACGUUUAGGGUGAAGUGCCUUGGCACGGGAUUUCUCAGCUUCGGCGGAAGAUACGGAGAGGGUGUGCAAUUUCCUUUUAAAUUUACACGUGGGAAACGUUUGUGUACACUGGGGCGCAUCGCUUUCUCUUCUUGCGUGUGGGGGAGGUGAGGAGAAGGGCUUUACGGAGGGCAAUUGGCUGCGCGGGUGACUUAAAGGUGGCAGCCGUCUCUGUAGGGUUGGAAGUGCUAAGAAUGGUGGAAGAUGGCAGCGCAUAGAUUCUCCUUUCCCUUUUUAUUCCCCCAUCUCUCCUUCUCCACCC
Messenger RNA from Carlito syrichta (Philippine tarsier), 3281 nucleotides. It is a transcript of the gene SLITRK5, whose product is annotated as SLIT and NTRK like family member 5. The transcript has 3 exons. Gene Ontology annotation, molecular function: protein binding. The record is from RefSeq and is a predicted model, not a curated record. Gene Ontology annotation, cellular component: membrane. Bases 248 to 2890 code for a protein of 880 amino acids. Lineage: Eukaryota; Metazoa; Chordata; Mammalia; Primates; Tarsiidae. Gene Ontology annotation, biological process: positive regulation of synapse assembly; regulation of presynapse assembly; axonogenesis.